This is a messenger RNA of Synchiropus splendidus (mandarinfish), 1600 nucleotides long. RefSeq names its product 5-hydroxyisourate hydrolase-like. Gene Ontology annotation, molecular function: hydroxyisourate hydrolase activity. Lineage: Eukaryota; Metazoa; Chordata; Actinopteri; Syngnathiformes; Callionymidae. Gene Ontology annotation, biological process: purine nucleobase metabolic process. The record is from RefSeq and is a predicted model, not a curated record. The transcript is spliced from 4 exons. The coding region runs from base 788 to 1216 and encodes 142 amino acids.
CACAACGCAGAGGUGUGGAGUCCAGUGUCCACCACGUGUUUGCAUGAGUUUCCUAUAUUCCUAUAUACUCAUUUUGAGUUUCACUGAAUUAUAAAUGUGCACAAUUGAGGUUAAAAUCUAGAUCUUGCUACAACCUAUACAUUUUGGCACCUAACGUCUUUGUUUCUGAAUAUUAAUAACAUCAUUCUAAAUGCUUAAAAAGACGACAGAUUCUACUUCAGUCAGUUGAGAGGUGGAGAGAUCGUGGAAGUCACGUCCCAGGUGAGUCAUGUGACAAGCCGGAAGUAGUCUGUGUACACCUCGCUUAAUUUAUUAUCUGAACUAAAUACAACAAUGUUGUGUUCAUAUUAUUAAAAACAAGGACGUUCAAAGCUGUUUGCUUCGCAAUAACUGGUUAAACCACUGUUUGUUCAGCACGUUGGAGAGUUUUCCAGCAUGUCAACACUACUUUGAGACAAAAAUAGUAUGAUACGGUUCAUUUCCUUUUAGUCUGAAACAUAGCAUUUGGAUUUAUGCAGACUGUUAUUUUGAACUCGUGAUCGAGGUGGAGUUAUCAUUUCUAAUACACGAUGCGACCCGAGGUGGAUUUGUAGGCUUGACGCAAGUUCUUCUGCUUUUUCCGAAAUUCAUGUGUCCUCUCGCACAAUCGCUUCACUGUUGACAGAAAGAUAACACUGAACAAAGGGGCACCAGAGUAAUGUGAUUUAAAGGUCAAGCGUUGAGUAAAGAUGAAAAUUACAUUAUUCGCUUCUACUCUGACCCAUUUGGGAGUCAAUUUAAGCGCCACAUGAACACACUCAGGCUGCAGAACAUCAAGGGCCAGAUCCUACUGCACUGUAAGAACACAGCAAUGGCAGUUCCACCCAGUCCACUGACCACCCAUGUGCUGAAUAUUGUCACUGGAAUCCCCGUGGCAGAUAUGGCUCUCAGUCUGUACGGACAGGACGCCUCAACCAAAGUCUGGAAUUUGAUCACUACUGGUGUGACCAACAGUCAAGGCCGUUGCCCAGGACUCAUCACUAAAGAAAUGUUUCAGCCUGGUAUGUACAAGAUCCGCUUUGAAACAGAGCUGUACUGGGAGAGUUUGGGGGAGACCAGCUUUUAUCCCUAUGUUGAGUAUGUGUUCGCCGUCGGUGAUGCAGAUCAACAGUACCAUCUUCCUCUUCUUCUGAGUAGAUUCUCAUACACCACAUACAGAGGAAAUGAGGCAUCGUGACCAUUCACAUCCUCCUGUUAAAGAGCAUCAUCAGACCUCUGUCAAGGAAGAUAUUGUCUCUGAGUUCCAUGCUUUUGCAUUUCAUGUUGCUAACCCCAGUGUGUUGAGCAUCAUUAAAACUGCAGUAUAUGCUGCUAUGCUCUUGUGCCUGGAUUUUCUAAAUCCUGUUUUAAAGUAGUCUCAAACAUUUAUCUCAGUCAUGAUAUUAAAAAAUAUUCUCCCUUUUGCUUUGCAAAUUGUAAAUCCCGUUAGUCACUAAUGUUCAAACAAGAUCCCUGGAAUAAAUAAAUGUUUUAAAUGAAUAACUGUCAUCAUUUCUUAUUCGUGGAAAUUGGCGACACAAUCUUGUUUUUCAUGAAGUGUUCUGAAAUGUGCAGCAUCAAU